Messenger RNA from Girardinichthys multiradiatus, 1323 nucleotides. It is a transcript of the gene psma8, whose product is annotated as proteasome 20S subunit alpha 8. The coding region runs from base 112 to 867 and encodes 251 amino acids. The record is from RefSeq and is a predicted model, not a curated record. The transcript has 7 exons. Gene Ontology annotation, cellular component: proteasome core complex, alpha-subunit complex; nucleus; proteasome core complex. Gene Ontology annotation, biological process: ubiquitin-dependent protein catabolic process. Lineage: Eukaryota; Metazoa; Chordata; Actinopteri; Cyprinodontiformes; Goodeidae.
GAUGCGCAUGCGUGGUUUCAACGUCCCACUUGAGCUGGUCUGUGCUAACUAGCUGAAUCACUAGGUUGAGCUUUUCUCCUUUUCGCCUCUUCCAGCUUGUCUUGCAGCGCAAUGGCGGCAAGAUAUGACAGAGCAAUCACAGUCUUUUCCCCCGAUGGUCAUCUCUUUCAAGUAGAGUAUGCACAAGAAGCUGUAAAGAAAGGUUCCACUGCGGUUGGAAUCAGAGGUAAAGAUAUUGUUGUUCUUGGUGUGGAGAAGAAAUCUGUUGCAAAGCUGCAGGAAGAAAGGACUGUCCGCAAGAUCUGCGCACUGGACGAGCAUGUCUGCAUGGCAUUCGCGGGUCUGACGGCAGAUGCCCGUAUUGUGAUAAACAGAGCUCGGGUUGAGUGCCAGAGCCACAGGCUAACAGUCGAGGAUCCUGUCACAGUGGAAUAUAUCACAAGAUACAUUGCGACACUGAAACAGCGUUAUACUCAAAGCAAUGGGCGCAGGCCGUUUGGAAUCUCUGCGUUAAUCGUUGGCUUCGACUAUGAUGGAACCCCAAGACUGUACCAGACGGAUCCAUCAGGGACGUACCACGCCUGGAAGGCAAAUGCAAUCGGCCGCAGUGCAAAAACAGUGAGGGAGUUCUUGGAGAAGAAUUACACAGAAGAAUCCAUCACUGGAGAUAAUGAGGCCAUCAAGUUGGCUAUCAAAGCGUUGCUUGAGGUUGUCCAGUCAGGAGGAAAGAAUAUUGAACUUGCUGUUAUUAGACGAAAUCAGCCACUCAAGAUCUUGGAAUCCAAGGAAAUUGAGAACCUGGUGGCCGAGAUAGAGAAGGAAAAGGAGGAGGAGGCAGAGAAGAAAAAGCAGAAAAAAUCCACUUAAAGCCGUUGACAUAUUCUUGGGUUUAUUGCACCUGCAUUACAAUAGUAUCUUUGGAUUCCAGAUAUUAGUUUAAGAUAUUUUACUCCUUUGUUUCUUGUACUGAGAUAAAUCAUAACUUGAGAGCUGCUGAUACUGUUUAAACAUUUUCUAACAUUUCUGGGUGAUGCGGUGAAGAGAGAACAACUUCCUAAUAUUUUAGGCUGUCCAGAUGACAAAGUUUGGAGGCACCUAUAAAUGCAAACUCAGUGGAUUUAUCCACAACUAAGUGCUACUGUGUAUGUUCAGAUGUGCUGUUCUCAAGUUAGGAUUUAGAUCUUUUGCCAUGCUUUGGAGAAUUUUCUCUCAACAUUAAAAAAAUGCUCAAAUGUUGCAGAUUCAUAAAUGUUGAAUAAAUUCUACAUGACAUCCAAAACCAUAAUGGAAACCAAAUAAUCAAUAAAAGUGGAUUUUUAAAAA